CCAUGCCAUAAAUUUAGCAUUCUUAUAUUACCAAUAACCAUUUUGUACAGCUAAUAUUGGCAAGAUACAGAAAAGCUUCACCAAUUAGCAUCAGUCAAAACUAUCAGAACCUGCACUAAAUUCUGAUUCUGUCAUUCUGAGUACUCUUUAUGACACCAUUCACUGAAGCAAAAAAUGCAGAGAUGGAAAUGGAGCAGAAAGAAACCUCCCAUUUUUCCUCUGCUUGUUGUUUUCUUCAUGGUCUUCAUAGCAUUCUCAACCUUCCACAGUGAACACAGCAUUCAACAAAUCCAUGAAAACCCAGAUCAUGUUCACAAUCACCAAGAAGCUUCCUAUGUCAAACCCAACCUCUCUGGUCAACUCAAGCAAGCUCCAGAGGUUUUGGAUAGAUUCAGUAGAUGCAACUCCACUGUGGAGUAUAGUGGCCGGAAAAUUGCUUGGUCUGGCGAUUCUCAGCGUUCCGGUCACCGGAGAGCGAGUUCUGAGAGCUGUGAUGUUUUCUCGGGCAAGUGGGUCUUUGAUAAUGCUUCAUAUCCAUUGUACAGUGAGUCAGCUUGCCCUUACAUGUCUGAUCAAUUGGCCUGUCACAAGCAUGGAAGGUCUGAUCUGGGGUACCAGCAUUGGAGAUGGCAGCCACAUAACUGCAAUUUGAAGAGGUGGGAUGUGAAAGAAAUGUGGGAGAAGUUGAGAGGUAAAAGGCUAAUGUUUGUUGGGGAUUCACUAAACAGAGGGCAAUGGAUAUCUAUGGUAUGCUUGUUACAGUCAGUAAUUCCUUCUGAUAAGAGAUCAAUGUCACCAAAUGCCCAUCUUACCAUCUUCAGAGCAGAGGAGUAUAAUGCAAGUGUGGAAUUCCUCUGGGCUCCUCUUCUUGUUGAAUCUAAUUCCGAUGAUCCUGUAAAUCACAGACUAGGUGAACGGAUAAUUCGUCCUGAUUCUGUUCUUAAGCAUGCAUCACUGUGGGAGCAUGCUGAUAUACUUGUUUUCAACACAUACUUGUGGUGGAGACAAGGCCCAGUCAAGCUAUUAUGGACUAGUGAAGAAAAUGGAGCUUGUGAAGAAUUAAAUGGACAAGGAGCCAUGGAGUUGGCCAUGGAAGCCUGGGCAGAUUGGAUAUCUUCGAAAGUUGAUCCCCUCAAGAAGCGUGUCUUUUUUGUGACCAUGUCCCCAACACAUCUCUGGAGCCGAGAGUGGAAGCCAGAAAGUGAGGGAAACUGUUAUGAUGAAAAGGACCCCAUUAAUUUUGAGGGCUAUUGGGGAAGUGGUUCUGAUUUGCCUACAAUGAGAAGCGUGGAGAAGAUCCUAAGCAGUUUAAAAUCAAAAGUUUCGGUUCUCAACAUUACUCAAAUGUCAGAGUAUAGGAAGGAUGGUCAUCCUUCCAUUUUUCGCAAAUUUUGGGAGCCUCUUCGCCCCGAACAAUUGUCAAAUCCUCCUUCUUACUCUGAUUGCAUACAUUGGUGCUUGCCAGGGGUACCUGAUGUGUGGAAUGAGCUACUAUUCCACUUAUUAUAGAAGCCAUUACACGAUAUUCAAUUUUCUGAAUUCGAUAAUCAUGACAGUGUCAACCUCCGCAUUUGGGAGAGUAGCAAAAGGUGCUUCUCUGAGUUGUUUAACACGAGAGUUAAGGGAAUUUGCUGAAAAUUGUGGGAUCUUUGUGCUCAUCUGUUACGAUGAAACCUAGCUUCAUUUAGAAAAUGGAAGGAAAAGAAACAAAGAUAGUUAUUUGUUUGAUUACUUUUGAAUGUAAUUUGUUCCAUUCUCUCCU
Molecule: messenger RNA, 1762 nt
Organism: Lotus japonicus
Lineage: Eukaryota; Viridiplantae; Streptophyta; Magnoliopsida; Fabales; Fabaceae
Product: protein trichome birefringence-like 35
Exons: 7
Coding region: 175-1509 (444 amino acids)
Cellular component (GO): Golgi apparatus
Molecular function (GO): O-acetyltransferase activity
Source: RefSeq, a predicted model, not a curated record